AUGCGUUUCACUAUCGCCACCUUGGUCGCUUUGGCCGCCGUCUCCAUGGCUCAAGUAACACCCAACAAUGCCGGCGCUAAGAAUGUCGGUGCCGGCAACGGUGCCCAGUUUAUCACGGGCGGUUGUGUUUCGGAUGCCGACUGCAGCUCGGCUUGCUGCAGUCAAGUCGCAGCUACUGGCGACGGUGUAUGUUCUGCCGAAGCAGCUAGCCAGCAGAACGGAAAGACGGGUUGUGGCUUCACCGACCCCAACGCUGAUGCUGUGAUUGCGGCGGCCAAGGAGCAGGUUGCAAAGCAGGGAUUCAAGAGGGUCGUUCGUAGCGAGUAG
Messenger RNA from Alternaria burnsii, 327 nucleotides. RefSeq lists its product as uncharacterized. Lineage: Eukaryota; Fungi; Ascomycota; Dothideomycetes; Pleosporales; Pleosporaceae. The record is from RefSeq and is a predicted model, not a curated record. The transcript is spliced from 2 exons. Bases 1 to 327 code for a protein of 108 amino acids.